Blepharisma stoltei is the source of this 2605-nucleotide messenger RNA. The record is from the annotation of a GenBank genome assembly. Lineage: Eukaryota; Ciliophora; Heterotrichea; Heterotrichida; Blepharismidae.
AUGAAAUCGCUAAAAAGCAGUUCAUAUAUUGAGCCAGCUGAAGCAGCAAUCCCCAUUUCUGAGCGAAAAGAGCUUCCUCUUUUAACAUCUAACACCAAUACAAAUUUUCAGAGAGUUCGGCUUCCAAGGCUUCAUAAAGCAACAAAAAGGUCUAAAACUUCAAAUGCGAAGCAUAAGGGCAAUCCAAAAGAGUUAAAUAAACAAAAUAAGUAUGAUUGUUUUGUUGAUCAGGUGCUUGACUUACAAACUUGCGUCAAAAAAACAAAUAUUGAAUGUUUCGGGCGAAUGAAAAAGCCAUUCAGAUGUCUUAGUAGGCAGAAAAGCUUAAAAAUUAAUGAAAAUGCUAGAAGAGAAGCAGAGCCGCCUUCUACUGCAAGCUCUGAUAAUAAUGACAUUGUAGCAAAACCUGCAACAAAACAAUUUUACAAAAUGACAAAAAGAGUGCAGUUUAAAAGAAGACUUGAAAUGGCCCAAAAAUGCUUAGUCCGAUGUGCAAAAAUUAAAAAAAUUUUUUUUAAAAAAACAUUCCUUUGCGAAUUUCUUUUCUCAAAAAAAAAAUUUAAUAUUUAUUAGGGAAAGAAAUUAGUAAUAUUAGGCUUCGAAGGCGUUUUAGGAGAUGUUUUCAAGCUAAGUCUAUGAGAUAAAGGACCAAUGAAAUUAUAUUUAAGAAGAGAAGCAGUAAAAGGCGUUAAAAAAUUAACUGAAGAUUAUCAAGUAGUUUUAUUUGUUCAAUCUUCAAGAGCAAGAACUUCGAAAUUAGUCGAAUUUUUUGCAAGUAAAAAUGUGCAUUUCGAUGGGGUAUAUAGAGCAAAAAAUAGCAGAGAUUUUGAAAAAGACCUUAAUCUGAAAAGAUAUCAAAAAGUCAAAAAAAAAUAAAAUUAAAGAACUUAAAGUCUCCAGAUUUGAUGCUUCCGUACGCUUGAGACCAUCGGAAUCUGCUUGCUGGAGGAAUUCAGUCGCCUGAACUUUGUUUCAAUAGUGGUCAACUCCCAGAAUCUGGGGUUUGACCGACAUCCCUAGUCCAGACGGGCUAGAAAGACCCUUCUUGCUCCACGUCAUCGGGUGCUAUGGAGAUGAAGAUCAACCCUAUGCCUCAUAUUGGCCACCUUGAAGGAGAUGACACCUAGGAAAAAAGAGCCGCAGCACUCUAGAAUCGGCAAGGAAAGAACCCGUGGUCUAAAAGCCAUGCGGAUAGCCAAUACCUGGGACUUAAUGGCCACCAGCUUGCUCUCAAGGCUUUAACACUCCAUAUGGCCGCUCUAGACAAGCUAAGGGUUAUGAUUAAAGGGCCUGAGCCUUAGUUUAGGCUAUAAAACUAUUCUGGCGCCCAAGUGGUGCGUCGUCAAGGGCAUAUCCCUUUGCCACCGCUAUAUUAAUUCUCAGUCAAAAAAAAGGAAUUUAAAAUAUUCAGAGUUUAUUCAUGAUUAUUCACAAAUUGCUCUGGAUUUUGGUUUGCAACACGAAACACUUGAAAAAAUCUUGAUUGUUUCAAGCUUAAGCUUGGAUUUCGAAGAAAUCGAAAAUACAACAGGAAAAGAUUUAUUAUUUAGAAAAUAUUCUCACAACUUGUGUCAUUUUCUCUGCAAAGCUGCUCCAAACCAUAAAAAUACAUCAGUGCCUUUGCCUAUAUCUCUUUUAGUUCCUGAUCCUAGAGCAAGUCCUAAUUUUUCAGGGUGCUCUUUUAUGGAAAUUGUUAAUUCGCUGAAUUUUCUUUCCUCAUUUUCUGAUCGGGGGGAGGAUAAUGAAUGCUCCUGGUUUGAUGGAUUUAUGCAGUUAAAAAUAUCCUAUUUCUGCAGUCUUUUUAUUAUAAAAAUAAAGAAAUUAAUUAGUGCUUCAUUAUUUGCUAAUGGUAUAAAUCCUCAGCCAGGAUAUCAAAUUGUUGAGACUAGCUUUUUACAAUUUUCAUUGGCAAAAGAGAAACUUGAGGUAAAUAAAGAAAAAAUGAUGGAAUAUAUAGAUAAACAAAUGAGUAAAAGCAGCAAUGACCUUAAUUUAUUAGAAAAUAUGAGCCUAUGGGCAAGUCCUCAAAAUAAAAAUAGAUGUAGAUGUCCCAAUGAUAUGAAAGAGGAUUGCAUUAUAAAAGAGUGCGCAUCAUGUAGCAGUGAAAGAGCUUUACGAAAUUAUUCUAUAAAUGGCCAAGAAAUUCCAAAUUCAUUCUUACUCCCCACACCUCCGUGAGCGAACAAAACCAUUGGAAAAAUCCCUAUUUUGUGCCCAAAAACCCACCCUCCGUAAGCAAUCAAAAUGUUUUUAAUAUUAAAAUUUUUUAUGAAAAAACAUUUUGAUAUAUAAAUGUAAUUAUUAUAAUGAAAUCUCUAGCUAAUUCUAUUUAAUUUUAAACAGCUUGCAUUUUAAAGCACAAAUUUCGCAAAUUAAAUUAAUUUUUGGUUCUCAAUUUUUACAAAUUGGAAUUAUAUAAAUUUUUAAACAAAAAAAAAUAACCCCCCUUUGUGAGUAAACAAAAUUUUUUAUCUAGCUCACGGAAGGGGGGAGUUAAAAAAACAAGUUUAUCGUUUUUAAUUGUCCAACUACCUAUCCAUAUCGGUAUGUUCAUGACUAUAAAGGCACAACAAAAAGUAAUUUAAUAAAUAUAACGAUAAUGUAA